Molecule: messenger RNA, 1017 nt
Organism: Didymella exigua CBS 183.55
Lineage: Eukaryota; Fungi; Ascomycota; Dothideomycetes; Pleosporales; Didymellaceae
Product: NAD(P)-binding protein
Exons: 3
Coding region: 1-780 (259 amino acids)
Cellular component (GO): cytosol
Molecular function (GO): oxidoreductase activity
Source: RefSeq, a predicted model, not a curated record
AUGUCUCUCAAGAGCCAGAAUGUCAUCAUCACCGGCGCCUCCAUGGGCAUCGGUGCCACAAUUGCCAAGCGCCUUGCGUCCGAGUUCGCCAACCUGAUUCUCUUUGCACGCUCAGAGGACAAGCUUAAGAACAUCGCCGAAGAAUGCCAGCAGAUUGAGUCCAGCAUCAAGGUAUAUACAGCCAGCGUAGACAUCAGCAAUUACGACUCCUUAAGAAAAGCAGUAGUGAAUGCGGUCAAUGAGCUGGGUCCCAUCGACGUCCUAGUCAACAACGCAGGCCUUGCUGUUGGGGCGCCAAACAGGUUCCCGGAUCUUGCGAUUGACCAAAUCACAACCAUGAGCGGCACCAACAUCAAUGGGUUCAUGUUUGUGACAUUCGCAGCGCUCAACGAAGGAAGAAUGAAGCAGCGGAAUAAGGGCACAAUCCUGAAUGCUGUGUAUCAUGCUAGUAAGGCAUUCCAAGAGGCCUUCAGCAACGUGCUAAGGACGGAGCUGGUGGGCACAGACAUCAAAGUUCUGGCAUUGAGACCAGGUGUUACUGCGACAAACUUUCACGAAUUGAGGGUCGGAUACGACAAGGGCCAGUACGGCACAUUCAUGGACGGCUUCGAGCCCCUCAUUGCAGAAGACGUUGCGGAGGGUGCUGUGUUCAUGUUAAAUCAGAAAGAAAGAGUUAGCGUCAAGGCGCUAGAUAUUGGUCCUACGGCACAGAGAGGUUUGCAGGUCAUCGACAAAAGCUGGAAUGAGAGGAGUAGUGGUCGGAGGAAGACGCAGAUGUAGAGAGAAGGCGUCAAAUACCAGAAGAAGUAAUACAAACAGUCUGACUUACAUGACUGACGAUCAGUCCUCUCCUAAAGCUACUCGUGGCGUAUUAUCUCAAGAGUGGCACCUGACAGUGUAUCCAAGAAUAGCUCAGCCUCGAUUUCAUGUUCGUCGACUCGCAAUAGAUGGAACGCUCAAGUUCACAAGAAGAGUGCACUGCAAGUUUCUGUGUUGAGAUUAAGUAUCGAGUGCUCG